AGGGAAGACACUGGGUAAAUCCACUUGCAGCAGGGGAGGUUUGGAGGAUUGUAAUGAGGCCAUGACCCAGCCGAGAACCUGCACUAAGGAGAAGUGGUUCGAAUGUGCUGAGCACGGGAGAAGCUUCAAGUGCAGUUCAAACCUUAUAAGACACCAGAGGGUCCACACAGGCGACAGACCCUACAACUGCCCUGAGUGCAGAAAAAGCUUCUAUUGUAAAUCCCACCUUAUUAGACAUCAGAGACCUCACACGGGAGAGCCCCCCUAUAACUGCCCUGAGUGUGGAAAACAAUUCAAUGACCACUCCAACCUUGUUAGACAUCGGCGAACCUACACAGGAGAGAAACCCUAUAAGUACAUUGACUGCGGGAAAAGCUUCAGGGACAGCUCAGGCCUUCUUGCACAUCAGAGAGUCCACACAGGAGAGAAAUGCCAUAAAUGCCCGGACUGUGAAGAAACCUUCACUCAGCGCUCUCAUGUGACUAAACAUUGAGGAUUCACACGGGUGAGAGACUCUAUGGAUGCCCCGACUGUGGAGAAAGCUUCUCUUGCACCUCUGACCUUAUUGUACAUCAUAGAGUCCACACGGGAGAGAGAGCCUAUAGUUGCCCCGACUGUGGGAAGAGCUACAGCCAGAGCCCCAGC
This is a messenger RNA of Gopherus flavomarginatus (Mexican gopher tortoise), 645 nucleotides long. RefSeq names its product zinc finger protein 572-like. The coding region runs from base 62 to 493 and encodes 143 amino acids. The transcript has a single exon. The record is from RefSeq and is a predicted model, not a curated record. NCBI's taxonomy places the organism in Eukaryota, Metazoa, Chordata, Testudines, Testudinidae.